Molecule: messenger RNA, 2280 nt
Organism: Sinocyclocheilus grahami
Lineage: Eukaryota; Metazoa; Chordata; Actinopteri; Cypriniformes; Cyprinidae
Gene: lgmn
Product: legumain
Exons: 14
Coding region: 83-1399 (438 amino acids)
Biological process (GO): vacuolar protein processing
Molecular function (GO): cysteine-type endopeptidase activity
Source: RefSeq, a predicted model, not a curated record
CCUCGUAGCGCUGUUUGUAAUAAAGCGUCUCGUAGCUCCAGUACAGGCAGCUCGGGCAGCGCGUACAGAACAGAUUGCAAAGAUGAGCCCACAGACAGUAGCAGUUUUAGGACUUGCCCUGAGCCUGGGGCUGGUAGUGAGUGGUUUUCCUGCCGAGCAGCCAGAAAAUGGGAAGCACUGGGUCGUCAUCGUGGCUGGUUCGAAUGGCUGGUACAAUUACAGACACCAGGCCGACGUGUGCCAUGCGUACCAGAUUGUCCAUAAGAACGGAAUUCCCGAUGAGCAGAUUGUGGUGAUGAUGUAUGACGAUCUUGCUCAGAGCUCUGAUAACCCUACUCCAGGAGUGAUCAUAAACAGACCCAAUGGAUCAGAUGUUUACAAAGGAGUGCUGAAGGACUACACUGGUGAUGACGUGACUCCUCAGAACUUCCUGGCGGUGUUGAAAGGUGAUGCUGCCAGUGUGAAGGGAGGCUCUGGAAAAGUGCUGAAAAGCGGUCCAAAUGAUCAUGUGUUUGUGUAUUUCACUGAUCAUGGAGCCCCAGGUCUGCUGGCCUUCCCUAAUGAUGAUCUUCAUGUAGAGGACCUGAUGGAAACCAUCAAGUACAUGCACCAAAACAACAAAUACAAGAAGAUGGUGUUUUAUGUUGAGGCCUGUGAAUCUGGCUCUAUGAUGACGCCUCUGCCGGUUGACAUUAAUGUCUAUGCUACCACCGCUGCCAACCCUGACGAGUCCUCAUAUGCCUGUUACUAUGAUGAGGCCAGAGACACCUACCUGGGAGACUGGUACAGCGUCAACUGGAUGGAAGACUCCGAUGUGGAGGAUCUGAGCAAAGAGACUUUGGCCAAACAGUUCAAGAUCGUAAAGACCAAAACCAACACCAGCCAUGUGAUGCAGUAUGGAAACAAGACGCUGUCCCACAUGAAGGUGAUUGCGUUCCAGGGUAAUUCGAAAGGUCUUGAUAAGGCACCCGAGCCUGUGUCGUUGCCUGUGAUUACUGAACAUGACCUCAUGAGCAGCCCUGAUGUGCCCCUUGCAAUCAUGAAGAGAAAACUCCAGAAGACCAAUGACGUUAAUGCUGUUGUCGGUUACAUGAAAGAAAUCCAUGAACAUCUACAGGUGCGGGAGCUGCUUGGUAAUACCAUGCGUAAGAUCGUAGAGCAUGUGGUGCAGGAGAACGAGGAAGUGCAGGAUUACCUGGAAGGACGUGAAGAACUCACAGAGUAUGAAUGUUAUAAAACUGCUGUCAAGCACUACAAGAAACACUGCUUCAACUGGCACCAGCAGGAGUAUGAAUAUGCUCUGAGACACCUGUAUGCUUUAGUAAACCUGUGUCAGGGAGGAUACCAGGCCCAGAGAAUCACAGCAGCCAUGGAUGAUGUGUGUUACUUCAGACAGUAGGAACAUGAACUUGUGAGCCACUGAAGACAUAUUUUGGACGGACUACACUUUGCACAAAAGAAUCAGACCGUGGGGAAUUCUGUAUCAUCGCACACAACUGAUUUUUAUCUUUUUGAAAAUGUUUCUUUUAAUGAGAAUUUGCACUUUUAAUGUGAUUGUUUUUCUGAUCUUUAUUUUUUUUUAAAGAAAGAAAUGUGCAAAUUUACAUUUAAAACAGUGCAGCUUUAGAAUGACACAAUAGCAAUUUUUUGCACCUUAGUUACUGUCAUUAUAAUUAAAAAUAUCUUAAGAUGGUUUGGAAACCAAAGUAUUCAAAUGACCAAUCACUGAAUAAAGUCCAAUCUUACAGGAUGUUGAAUAGAUGCAUUCAAACGAUGUGAAACAAACACUAGAUAGCCACAUGCUGCACUAAGAUUAUUAUUAUUAUUUUUUAUCUGCUUGUUGACUGAGCCAUGACAAUACCCAAUUUCUCUCCAGUAGUAAAAUCAAAGGAGCUCUUUUUGGUUAUUGACUAAAUGUAUACCUAUAAAACUAAAGUGCAAACUAACCUAACUAUCAGAAGUAUGUGGUCAUACUUAACAAAAAGUUUCUUAAAUAACUGAGAUCACCGCUCCAAAACAACUGCAGUUAGAGCAGUUAAUGGUUUAGUGCAAUGGUUGAUGUGUCAGGCUGUGCUAUUAUGUCAAGUGCCCUCCGUUUAGAAUAAUUUGAAGCUAAAGGAAGGUGUAAUGUUUGAGGAAUGUUUGCUGGAGUUUGAGCUCUGUAAGAAAAGUGAGUUUGCACUGACAACAUGGGUUAAAACACUCUGUGAAACAAUACACUGAACUACUGUCAACGUUAAGCAGUGUUAUUGAAUAUAAAAGCAAAAUUAAACCUGAAUU